Molecule: messenger RNA, 1189 nt
Organism: Brassica napus (rape)
Lineage: Eukaryota; Viridiplantae; Streptophyta; Magnoliopsida; Brassicales; Brassicaceae
Product: inverted formin-2-like
Exons: 2
Coding region: 108-602 (164 amino acids)
Source: RefSeq, a predicted model, not a curated record
AGUUUAGGUGAUUAGUUAACGGAAUUAGUUUAGAUGAUUAGUUUAGAAAAUUAUUUUAAACAAUUCGUUUAGGAUAUAUAUUAAUUUAAUUUUUUUAAAUUUUCUAGAUGGCUCCUAGACCGAGACCAGCAGCUCCUGCACCUACGUAUGCGGAUUUGUUUGGCGAUGGAUCUUCCUCUAGCGGUCCAUCGUCUUCUUCCGGGACAGUUCCAGACUCUCACACAUCUCGGAGAGUUCCUUCGACCCCUCCUCCUCUUCCAUCUCAGAUGCCUCCCCCACGAGCUCCACCUGUCGCCCCGGAUCAGCCUGCCCCACCGGCUGCAGUUCAUCCCGAUUUGCGGGUGCCAGCUCAUGCACCAUUCGCAAGAUACACCGUCGAGGAUUUGCUUGCCCAGCCCGGACGAGAGGGUUUACACGUUCUGGACCCCGAUAGACCCCCGGGUACUUAUUGGUUUGGGGCUAACAACCGUGUUAGCCGGAGCGUUUCAGAGACGAUGAAGGGAUAUUAUGACGGCCCUUAUCCCAACUGGACCAUGACUCCCGAUCACGUCAAGACGACGUGGUUUAAAUGUUUUGCGGUAAUUAUAUUUACAUAUUAUUAAUAUUUAUAUUGUUAAUUAAAUAAUUAUUAUUUUUUUUUCUAAUCUUUUAAAAUGUUUGUUUUUUCAGCAAAGGUGGAACUGGUCCGUAGGAAUCACCGAGAGGGUGAAGAGCGAAUUUAUUGCAAAGGCGAAAACUCGUCUUUGCAACACCGUCUCCGAUUGGAAGGACAAGUGGGAGAUUUACGGCUAUGAGGGGAAGCCGAGCGGGGUCACAAAGGAAGCAUGGGAUGGCCUCAUCACCUAUUGGAACGAACCCAGCUCCAUCCGCAAAGCCAACUCCUGCUCCGCUUCCCGAAGAACGAGGGAUAAAGAUGGCCAUUUGCCCAUGGUUCAUAGAUCCGGCCAAAAACCCCAUGCCGGAAUUCGUCUCGAAGCUGUAAGUUUUAUUUAAAUUUAUAAUUUUCAUUAUUUUAAACUUGUAUUUAUUAAUUAUAUUUAAUUUAUUUAUUAUUGUUGUUUAUUAGUUGGAGAAGACGGGAGUUUUGCCAUCUCUCUCGGACUUAUUCAAGAUGACUCACGCCUCACCAGAUGGGGUUUUUGUGGAUCCUGCAUCCGAGAAACUCUUCAACGCUGUGGCGUCUCGGGUU